Ooceraea biroi (clonal raider ant) is the source of this 1198-nucleotide messenger RNA. RefSeq names its product balbiani ring protein 3. NCBI's taxonomy places the organism in Eukaryota, Metazoa, Arthropoda, Insecta, Hymenoptera, Formicidae. Gene Ontology annotation, molecular function: growth factor activity. The record is from RefSeq and is a predicted model, not a curated record. Gene Ontology annotation, cellular component: membrane.
UUAAUUAAUUUUAAUUCAACUAUUUUAAUUGUAAAAAUAUGUGUUUAUCAAGUAAUAGAAGCAGAAAUUCGACUCUUUCGCGCUCUUGAUUGAUGAAAAUCAAAAUUAAUAACAAUAAUUUGAAUUAAAUCGCUAGGAAACACGCCUUUCGUAUUUCUUUAGCAUUACAAGUAACGUUAAAGACGUUAUAAGUAACAAAUCACGAACGUUAUCACGUUCGUGGAAUAAUCUUGUCAUGUGUGAUUACAUGUACAGCAACUUCCUCGUCGUGCCAAUCAGGCAACAUUUUGCGGCGAAGUUAAAACCGCAUCUCACCCCUUCUACUUUCAUAUCAUUAUGAGUGAAGAACGAGAGACUUUUUCAGUAUUUAGUAAUCUAUCGUGCUGCUGCGAACGACUUUAAUCUUUUCGACGUUUAUAUGCUUUAUUUACUAACAAUGAAACUUCUCACGUUAACUUGUGUCUUAAUCACCAUCUGCAGUUGUGCCAGUCAAGUUACGUUGUGCGAUAACGAAGAGUUACUGCCUCACGAUGGUUCAGAGAUUGAAUGCACGGGAAGACGUAUGGAACUCAAUCAUUACAUGAAGGAGGUGACGUGCGUGCCGAGGCUUACUCAUGUAAAACUGGUACCGGAGCGUGGCUACACGUUCUAUCCAAAUUAUGCCAUGGUGAACAGAUGCGGUGGCUUCUGCCCUAAUUCGAAGUCAUGCUUGCCAGUCAAGACGAAUCUCACAAGUAUUAUCGUAAGAAGAGAUAGCUACAACUCCAGCCAGUGUUAUGAAGUGUUGGUCGAGGAACAUAUGAAGUGCAAAUGUGCUUGUAGCGUGAUGGCACACCAUUGCAGUAUACACCAUAUAUACUCGGAGGACAAUUGCGCGUGCGAAUGUAUGAACAGAUUGGAAUGCGACGAAUCACGCCAGAUGGUCUGGGACGAGAAAACUUGUAAAUGCGUCUGCAACAAAGCUACAGAAAUCUGCGCGAGCGGACUCGAAUGGGUCCGUUCUCGCUGCAGAUGCCUCAGAGUUAUGGACAUGCCAUUCGUACCGAAUGAAAACUUUAUCAUUGGUCAAAAUAAUACAUUAUGAAAGAAAUAAGAUGAAGAACCAGUAAUAUUCUUAUGUAUUUGACUUAUUACGUAUUAUCUUGUAUUUUGAAAAUUACUCUAUACUAUCAUCUAUAAUAAAAUUGUGGGUACGUUA